This is a messenger RNA of Mycetomoellerius zeteki, 582 nucleotides long. RefSeq names its product zinc finger BED domain-containing protein 1-like. The transcript has a single exon. NCBI's taxonomy places the organism in Eukaryota, Metazoa, Arthropoda, Insecta, Hymenoptera, Formicidae. The annotation marks the transcript as partial. The record is from RefSeq and is a predicted model, not a curated record.
GCAUUAGAAGAUUAUAUUUAUCCAAUAAUGUUGAAAUGUGCUAAUAUGCCAGAUAUGCUCACAAGGAUUGAAAUUCUUGUUUUAAAGGAUUUGGUAGCAUUGAUGAGACCUGUUGCAAGUGUAAUUACAGAGAUAAGCGGGGAAAACUAUCCCACUUGUAGCGUCAUAAUUCCAAUUAUCCACUGCAUGACAGCAGCUGUUACUAAUUGCGUGACUACAACAGAAAUUGGCAACGAGUUUCAGGAGAAAUUGCUCAAUCAGUUCAACAAAAAAUUUCAAUAUCUGGAAUCGACUCGAAUUCUUGCAAUCUCAACAAUUUUAGAUCCUCGCUUCAAAAGGCUACAUUUCAAAAGUGCUUUAGCAGCUUCCCAAGCAAUUCAAGACAUUGACAAUCGGUUAAAAAAGAUCUCCAACCGUCCACGUGAAAAUGUGGAAAAAGAAAACAAUCAAGAUGCUAAUAACGCAAAUAGUCCAACUUCAAAUUUGUGGCAUUUUCAUGAUAAUCUUGUAUUAGAAAAUAGAGGGAUAAAUGAUACAGAUGAAAGUUUGAGUUUAGAAUUAAAACAAUAUUUGCAUCAACCA